GUCAAUGUUGACAGUUUGUUGUUGAGAGUUGGUGAGCGAAAAAUAAAAAAAAUUGUUGGUGGGGCGGAUAAAAGUUGAGGUUGGAUGAAUAAAAAAGUGAAAUAUUGAAAGAAAAUGAUAAAACAAAUACCAAAGGAAUAAAAAAAUACCAAUAAAUGUGUAAAUAAAAACGUGUAUGAAUCGAUUGUUACAAGUUAUUAAGUGCUACGGGAUUAUAAGACAACAAAUACAACAACCUAUGGUUAUAUGAAUGUGAUUUUCUUGUCACAUAAUCGGCGAAUACGGCCCUUUUAAUAGGUACUUUGGGGCUUAUUGUUUGGAGUCUCCUGGCAAUCGAUCAUCAAAUCAAUCGGUCGUCUGUUUAUUUGGAUUAAAGUUUCAAAGGCAGGGAUUUGUAAAGUUGGAAAUAGUAUUUUUUUUUUUUUUUCUCAAACGUAAAUAAAUAAUAAUAUGGAUCACUCAGAGCACACAAUGGACCAUGGGUCCCACGAUCAUCAUGUUCACGCAAUGCAUGCCGCAGUAACUAAUGCUGUCUUAUCAACAACCACGCCUGCCCCACAUGAUCAUAUGCAUCACAAUCAUGGUGCAGCAGCAACAGCAACAGUGACACCAGACGUUGCAAUGGAUCAUAGCCAGCAUAUGGAUCAUAGUCAACAUAUGAAUCACAUGGGUCACAUGAUGAAUCAUAUGAUGUCUAUGUCGUUCCAUUUUGGUUAUAACGAAACAAUACUUUUCGAUUGGUGGCGCAUAGAUAGUAUUGGCGGUCUGGUUGGCUCCAUGAUUGGUAUUUUCAUUAUUGCCGUCUUAUAUGAAGGGCUAAAAUACUAUCGAGAAUUUUUGUUCUGGAAAACAUAUAAUCUAUUGGAAUAUCGCCCGGUUACUGGUCCACAAGCCAAUCCUGAAUCGGGUCAAAUGCCACCGGCACCGAGUAAUCCGACGCCAGUGCAAUAUGUCGGAGAAGUUAUACACAAACAACCUCCAACAAUGUUCUCUGCAAAUCAUUUCAUCCAAACUGGUCUACAUAUGAUACAAGUCACCGUAUCAUUUCUGUUGAUGUUAAUAUUCAUGACCUACAAUGUGUGGUUGUGUCUGGCCAUUGUGGUGGGAGCAGCCGUUGGCUAUUUCCUUUUCUGUUGGAAGAAAUCGGUUAUUGUCGAUGUCACCGAACAUUGUCACUAGCAAUAUACAAAACAACAUGGAGGAUCAUCUGCGAUUCCUGAUCGGAAGUGUAAAAAAUCAAAGGUGCAGCUGUUGGUAGACAAAACCGUUACAGCAACAAUAUUCCAAGGCAAUGCUGAUGAUGUUGAUGGAGACGUAGAAGGAAGACAAAUAGAACAACAGCUACUGAUUUCCGAAUAAAUGAAGAAAAUGAAACAAACAAACCAUUUACCAAUUGCAUGCAUAUACUUACCAAUAUAUUUAAAAACAGAAGAAAGUAUACUAUGAUAUCAAUACUUCCAUGGAUUCCAAGUAAUCUUAUGCAAAUGU
Molecule: messenger RNA, 1488 nt
Organism: Musca domestica (house fly)
Lineage: Eukaryota; Metazoa; Arthropoda; Insecta; Diptera; Muscidae
Gene: Ctr1A
Product: high affinity copper uptake protein 1
Exons: 6
Coding region: 451-1179 (242 amino acids)
Biological process (GO): copper ion transmembrane transport
Cellular component (GO): membrane
Molecular function (GO): copper ion transmembrane transporter activity
Source: RefSeq, a predicted model, not a curated record